AUGAGCGAACCAAUCGCCGCCGCGACGUCCGAACAAAGUCCUGGCACCGAUCCAAGAUCGAAAAGGAACAGCGGCCUCUUCGCUUUCUUCAAAUGGUUCAAACCUGGAUCGCGCGAGUCCAUCAUCGCGGACGAUUCGUCACGGUCCAGCAGUCUGGAAAGUGUCGCAUCGGACAAGAGCUCGGGUACCGUCGCCAGUUUCCGAUAUGUGUCGCCGACUGUGUAUGAGAACAAAGUAGUUCUGGAAAAACAGGUCCCUAUUGGUCCUGAAACUGACACAUAUAAAGCUCGUCUCAAACAAAGAGACAAACGGAGAGAAAAUGACAAAAAUGUGACCCUAAGGAAAAAAUAUAAUUUAUUUUUCAACAGAGAGACACUUCUGAGAACGCAAAAACCUCUGGAAGAAGAUGAAAAUUCGAAAAGUUUGCCACUGAUGACUAGGGCGCAUAUUAUGGAGGUUGAACCUCAAAAGGUUCAUAGAAGAACAAACAGUGAAUCAUCGAAAGUUAGACGAGCAGGCGCCUACCUACAUGUUAAAGGCAAAAGAAAAGCUCCACAACCUCCGGGAGGCAACAAACUACCUCUAGAUCCAUCCUCAACAAACAGCCUCAAAAGAAAAAAACGCGUAGCACCAGCACCUCCUCCAAAACUCCAAAUUACUGAAAACCAAGAAGAAGACGUUCUAGCAAAUGAUUAUUUGAAACUGGACCAUGGAGUGCUCAAGCCAGUGAAAGAAGAUAACCGACCAAAGACGCCACAAGAAAAUCUCCAAGCUCAAAACAUGUAUACUCUUAGUCCGUCUUCUUCUAAAGGUAGUUUUGUGGAAGCGCCUGUGUCACCCAAGCCGUGGUAUAAGAGAAAUUCUACGUCUAAGGAAAUGUUGACGAAGAAAGAGAAUAAAUAUGAACCAAUAGAGAGAUUACCUGAAGUCCAAUACAUGCGAAACUCAACGUUAGAUCUGACCCUUGAAGAUUCCCUACCCAAUCCCAAAGACGAAAAGAGAAAAGAAGACAAACGUAAAAGCGGAUUGUCCUUUCUAACGAACAUUAGCGAAUUGGACCGUGAAGCCUCAGAAAUAAUAAAAAAUAAAGCCGAAUAUGAACGAAUCAUCAAAAUCAACAAUGAAAUUCCUGAAUUCAUGAAACCCAGAGAAAUCAAGUCCAAUAUUCCAUCAACAACAACUGAUAGCUGGGCAUCACCUAAAAGACGUUCAGCUAGAGAUUUGAUUGCUAAAUUUAAUGCCAUCACCAACGUCACAAAAGUUAGUGUGUUUGGUGUGUCUCAAAAAGAUAAAUAUUUCGGUAAACAAACUAGCUUGGAUGAAACGAAACAACGAAAACUUUUAGAAAGUCACAAAAAAAGAAUCGAGGAUAUUGACAAGAAAAAAGAAGAUAGAUUUUCGCCUUUAAUGAAGUCUGAGAGCGCUAGUGCUGUUAAAUUGUCCAUAAAAGAGUCCACUCCCAAAAUGGAAAGAAAAAGUUGGAACUGUCCUAAAUGUAAUUUGGAAAAUGAAUACUGGAGAAUUAUUUGCCACGUUUGUUCAGCCAUUAAACCAUACUUUGAUGAUUUUUCUUCUUCAAGUAAAAUAAACACUAAUGAUGCAGAACAAACAAAACCUUCCAGUCCAGUAGCAUUGAAAAAAGAUUUUUCAGCUCAAAAUAAUUUAUUCGAAAGAUCAAAAACACAAAUCGGUUUUUCGGCUUUAGCUUGUUAUAACGCAAAUAAUAAAUUAAAAUCAGAAACCUCUACAAGUAACCCGGAAUCGAAAGUCGAUGAUACCAGUAAAAAAGAAGAAAGAGACAGACUGAAGAAAAUGUUAAUUGAAAUGAAAAAUUCUUUACCCAAAAGAAAAAGUAAUAUAUUGAUGAAGCAAAAUAGUAGAACCAGUAUAAUUAUGGAAAAUCCUUAUGAUGAUAUUAAUAAAGAAACCAAAGAGAUUCCUCAAGAGAAGAAACAACAGGAGGAGGAAAACAAGCCAAUAGAAAAAACCCAAGCGGAAAAAGUUGCAGAAAUUCUAAUAGGAACUCAGCAAACAAUUUACGAAAACAUAAAAGUGCGCAAAACCGAAAACCCCGAAACCGCUAAAAGUGUGUUCGUCAGCUCAAACUAGUGCUGUCAUGAGAAAAUUAGUGCCAGAAUCCAGUUUAAAAAAAAUUAAUAGAAAAUCACAAAGUCAACAACGCCUACGAACCGAUGAAAGUGCAAGAUUUCGAGGAUAUUUAUUCGGACAAAAACGGCAAAAAUGCCGCAAAGUUAUACGCGAAUUUAGCUCAAAACGACGAACUUUCUUUGUUUUUCAAUGUUCCAAAAUGUAACUUGGAUAAUAAAUUAAGUGACAUUAACGGUGAAUCUAGGAAAAACAUCAAUACUGAUACGAUUGAAAUUAACAGACUUUUGAGACGUUUAGAAAAUGCUAUUGGAAAAGGUGAAUUGACGGAAGCUGCUAUAUUUGCUAAGGAAUUGGCACAAUUGAAAGUUAAUUGUUCGGUAAUUAGGCAAAAAGCUCAAGCGCAGAGUGGAGGAAAACAUCAAGGAUUUCAGAUAGAAAUGUACGUAGAAGACAAAGUUUCGCACCGAGGUCCAUUCCCCAUAGACGUCACAGAAUCUCAAACUGUAGCAGAAUUGAAACAGCAAAUAGCUGCAGAAUUUGAAAUUCCCGUAGAAGUGCAAAGAUGGAUAUUGGGGAAAGAGUUGGUGGUUGAUGAUAAUUCCAGUCUUAAGCACCAUAAUAUUACCGAGGGAUGUCCAGUUUUUCUUUAUUUAGUUGCUCCAGAGAAAAAGCCCAGAGAAUUUCAAACGAAAAAGUCCUCUGCCAUAGCUCAACCAUCGACAUCAACUUCAAGCAAUGAUUCUUCUACAAUAAAUUCAAUAUCGAUUAAUCUGAGGCAAACCAAAAACGUAAAUGCAACUACAAAAAAAAAUGAUAUUCCAGAACCAAAAAAGAACAAAAUCGAAGCACCCAAAAUUGUAAAUGUGAUACCAAAGUCGUCAGACGUUGCCAAAGCUGAAGUAAUUCGUAUUGUACCUAUUCAAAAAGGAAUAACAAAUGGAAAACCAGAAUCUGGUAUUAAACCUCCCUCAACAGUAACUGAAAUUAAAGUAGAUAUUAAACCAUAUUCUUCGAGAUACGAAAAGGAUGAUAUAAAAGAAGAAAAAACUGGAUUAGUUCGAGCAACAGCGACAAAAAUUGAAGUUUUCCAAGCUCCUCCAUUAUUGACGGCAAAUAUUAAUUCUACUCAAAAAACACCUAGAAGAGCUUCUGUUCAACAAACUUCCUCUCACGAAUCUUCAAAAUCCGAAACUGUAAAAACGGAAGUUAAAGAAGCAAACAUUUCUUCGACUAGUGCAAGCAGUGAUAAAAGCUCAACCAGAAUAUAUCCAAACCUAUCCAAUUUAUCUACCACCGCAACUUUAUCUCAAAUAGCUCCCAAUGCUUCCAUAGAGGAAUAUGAUACAAACACACUUAGACCACCAAAAGAAUGGGAAUGCCACUUAUGCACCCUUCUCAAUCCCGAUUCCAGCAACAUUUGCGCAGUUUGUGCUACAGUUCGUAUAAAGAAAACCUCUUUGAGGAGAUGGAACAAAAAGAAACCCGCCCCACAACCACAAAAAGAUCAAACGUAUCUUCAAUUAGUGAAUUUAGAUAGUGCUGAUUUGGUAGCUAACGCCGAUGUUUUUGAGUGCUUGGUAUGUUUCUUGGAGGUUGCAAAAGGAGAUGGUGUAACUUUGAGGGAGUGCUUGCACCAGUUUUGUAAAGACUGUUUGGCGAGGACUGUGGAGUUUUCCGAUGACGCGGAAAUUAAAUGUCCCUUCAGGGACGAAGAAUACUCGUGUAAUAUAGCAAUGCAAGACCGUGAAAUAAAGGCAUUAGUUUCUCCCGAUAUGUACGAGCAACAUUUGGCUAAAUCGAUGGCGCAGGCUGAGAAUCGUAUGGAGAAGACUUUUCAUUGUAAAACUCCAGAUUGUAAAGGAUGGUGUAUAUUUGAGGAUAACGUCAACGAAUUUCGAUGUCCUGUUUGUAGGAAGACGAAUUGUUUGACUUGUCAGGCAAUUCACAUGGGAGCCAACUGCAAACAAUACCAGGAAAGAAUGAAAGACGAAUCAAAUAUGAACGAAGAUGCUAGACGAACCAAAGAUUUCUUAGAAGAAAUGGUCGAGAAAGGGGAAGCUAUUGCCUGUCCAACUUGCAAGGUGAUACUAAUGAAAAAAUGGGGCUGUGACUGGUUAAGAUGUUCAAUGUGCAAGACAGAGAUAUGCUGGGUAACGAGGGGUCCCAGAUGGGGCCCCGGUGGUAAAGGAGAUACUUCAGGUGGAUGCAAGUGCGGACUAAAUGGAGUCAAGUGCCAUCCAAAGUGUAAUUAUUGCCAUUAG
Molecule: messenger RNA, 4370 nt
Organism: Ceutorhynchus assimilis (cabbage seed weevil)
Lineage: Eukaryota; Metazoa; Arthropoda; Insecta; Coleoptera; Curculionidae
Source: the annotation of a GenBank genome assembly